Molecule: messenger RNA, 1144 nt
Organism: Drosophila serrata
Lineage: Eukaryota; Metazoa; Arthropoda; Insecta; Diptera; Drosophilidae
Product: salivary endonuclease
Biological process (GO): apoptotic DNA fragmentation
Cellular component (GO): mitochondrial inner membrane; nucleus
Molecular function (GO): RNA endonuclease activity; metal ion binding; single-stranded DNA endonuclease activity
Source: RefSeq, a predicted model, not a curated record
AAAGAUGGAUGGUUACCACAUCAUUCUGCUCCUCUUUUGUUGCACUUUAGGGGCAGUUUGGCAAGUGCAGGGCGAUUGUCGUAUAGCUCAGUAUAUGGUGGAGCAAACGAAUCGCAUAUUCACCUAUUGCGAUGCCAGUGGUUCCAUCCAAUUGCAGCGCAAGGAAACCGUACCAAAUGGUGUCACCCUAUUCAUGUAUUGCAAUCCCUCGGAUAUGGUGGAGACGCAGUGUCUGGACAACGGGAAAUUCUCCAAUCCCCUGCCCAUGAGAUGCGGCAAUCCGAUGCAACCAAUGUUGAUGCAAAUCCGGGGUAAUGAUUGUCCCGGAACCUUAUAUUCCGUUGGCUAUGAGAUUAAGGGACGGAACUUGGAACUUUAUCGAACCUGUUUCGAUGGACGACUUGGACAGGUUUUAUACUCGCAGAGCGAUGUCUACUACAAGAGCUUCUUUCCGAAAAGACCUUUCGUGGAAUUUGUGGCUGAUCAAAUGUUCAGUCCCCUCGAGGCAUCAGCGUACCUAAAGUCCAACAUUUACUUUGCCUUCAACUGCAUCUAUGGCAAUGCCCAGACCUACUUGCUAAAUGUUAGAUCUCUGGUCAUUAAUCGAGGUCAUUUGGUGGCUUCGGCGGACUUCCUGUUUGUUGAUCAAAUGAGCAGUACCUUUCGCUACCUGAAUGUGGUGCCGCAGUUCAAGUCGAUUAACGAUGGCAACUGGGAGAAGAUCGAGCGCUGGGUGCGCAGUCAGGUGCCCCCAUCGAGCUAUUUCCGUGUCAAGUCCGGUGGAAUCGGCAUCCUGGAGUUACCAGAUGCUAAUGGUGACUAUAAGGCUGCUUUCCUGGCCGGCUCUAAGAUCCCAGUGCCGGAGUGGACUUAUAAGGUGGUGCGUGAUGACCAGGGGAAUGGACUUUAUGUCUUUCUCACCUACAAUAAUACUUUUAAAAGCGAGAAACCGAAAUGCCCGAAUAUUUGCAGACAAGUUUCCUGCCCCUUGAGUCUUGCGAAUAAUGCCUAUAAUGGAUACACCUUCUGCUGCGAUCCCAAUAAUUUUCCGUUCUAAAAAAAAUGGGGGGAUGUCCUUUAUGCAUAUUUUAGGAAGGACUCUUUGCCCAACUGCCUGCGUAAUAAUCCCCGUUUGAAUAAUUUA